Perkinsus marinus ATCC 50983 is the source of this 3321-nucleotide messenger RNA. RefSeq names its product 3-phosphoinositide dependent protein kinase-1, putative. Gene Ontology annotation, cellular component: cytoplasm. The record is from RefSeq and is a predicted model, not a curated record. The coding region runs from base 1 to 3321 and encodes 1106 amino acids. The transcript has 10 exons. Gene Ontology annotation, biological process: autophagy; peptidyl-serine phosphorylation. Gene Ontology annotation, molecular function: protein serine/threonine kinase activity; ATP binding. NCBI's taxonomy places the organism in Eukaryota, Perkinsozoa, Perkinsida, Perkinsidae.
AUGCGAUGCAUAUCACAGCUCAAGAUAAGUCGCUUUGACGCCCUAUUCACUCUGCAUAAUUUACGUUAUGGUGUCGCUGAGGCAUAUGCAUUCACUGAUAUAGCUAGGGAUUCCAACAAGUCUAUUGAGAGUAAUACAUGUGGCUUUAAGACAUAUGAUAUAAAGGUGGACCUUUUGGGUAUACUAGAUAGGAGGAUAGAAGAGAUAUCCAGAGUGAGUAGGGGUAUGAGUGAUGGUAGGAGGAUGGACUACCUCAAGGGUGGUAUGCCUGCAUUGGACUUUCAUGGUUCCCUUAUGGAUCUCCUUAAUACCCUAUAUGAUGCACAUACCUAUUACCAAAGCCCACUUACUAUGUUCACCUUUGUUAUCCCUGUUGGCUUUAGAGCAUCUUGUUCGCCAUGUGAUGGUAUGAAUAAGAAUCAGAAGGUAUACCUUAGGGAGGUAGGACUAGAUGUAGAGUAUCGUAAAGUGUUCGGUAGAUGGCCUACCCUUCAACACUAUAACUACCUCACUCCUAUUGCUACUAUCAAUGGGUAUAACGUACUAGAUUGGAUGGAGUCUAUGGUAAAAGGGGUCCUUAAGGGGGUCCAUCUUGGUCUCAAUCAACGACUCAAUGAUUGGUUCUUUGUGAAGGAUGGACCCAUAUAUGUACCAUUGGCAUGGUAUCAUGUUGGUAGUAGUGAUAUUAAGCCCUUGAAGGUAGUAUAUGAGGAUGGUGCCUCUGAUAGCAUAGAGUGGAUGGGCAAGUUUAUUGAUCAUAGUAAGGGUAUGAGCUCUAUGGGAGUUACGGAUGGUCUUAGUUGGAGGGUCUAUAACUCCCUAGUAAACAAGAAUGAUAAAUUUGAUUAUGUCGUAGAUAUGGAGAAGGAUAAGUUCGGUAAGGAUUUAGAUACCCUACUUGAGAUUGGUAAUAUAACUACUGGAGAUCCUACUCUUGAUAGAGCUGUGAUAGAGGUUCUCAACAAGAAUAGGAGGCAGGUGACUGCUGUUGAACAAAUUAAUACUAUGGAUGAUAGGACGGUGACCUCAGCUCUGGCUGGUAUGGAUAUGAGGAGGCCUCAUACUACUACUAGCAAUACACAUCAGCUAGUGAGAGGGGGUGCAACAGUUGUUGAUAAGGAGGUUAUAUGGAAGGAGGCCUUAGGGGGUAUACUCAAAUGGAGGGUAGAAGGGAGGAGAGCUAUGGUCGUGGUUGUGACUACCUUUUCUAUUGAUGCUACUAAAUAUCAUCAUCUCUUACCACAAUUCUUUACCAUUCAACAAGAGGCACGUGCAUUGGGUAUAAGGAGGAUCCUAUUGGACCUGUCGGGUAACACUGGUGGCUCUCUCAGCUCGGCAUUUGCCCUAUUAUGGUAUCUAUUGGAACCAUCUGAGGUAUGCCAACCUCUGUCCAAGCACAUUACUGAGCACUGGAGCCUAUGGUUGGCCUCAUUCGCUGAUCAUUGGGCCCAAUCCAUUGAGGAAGGGUUCCGAGGGGCUUGGAGGGAAGGGGAUGAGUUUAUACGAGGCAGGAUGGAGGAACUACGUUCGAUACUAAGGUAUGCUGCUGCUAUAGACUCGGGGGUAUCUAUCCCUAACCUGGAUGCUGCUCUGAAGAAUGUUGAUGGGAUAGAAAGGUGGCUCUUAGGAAUGGAGCCUGAUGGAGCCAGUCGAAAGUGGGCCUUUAAGGAGAUACUCAAACAUAAGUUAUUCCUAACAGAAAGGAUAUUUCAGGAUGUUACCCGUUCUAAUACUGGAUGGUAUCCAUUUGGUAAUGUAGACUUUGUAGAUCCAGCAACAGGAACACCAUUCGAGCCACCAUUAGAACAUUAUGACCAUCCUGAAACCCAUCAGUGGGGUGGUGUGUCCUCUUCCAACUACUCCCAGAGGGCACCUUGGGCCUUCUGUAUGGACAUAGUACAACGGCAGAUGCCAGCUCUAAAGGAGGAGCAGUAUGAUGAUGAAUACUCCUGGUCCUAUUGGGAGGAGGUAGGGGUCCUUACUGAUGGUAGAUGUGGUUCUGCUUGUACAACUGUUGCUUCUACCCUAUACAUAUCCACUCGUGCAACAACAUACACAUUUGGUGGUAGGAUAGAUAAGCCUAUGGCUUUCGGCUCAUAUGCUGGGGGUAAUGUAAUCUCCUAUGAUCAGUUCUGGCCUAGAUUCUCGAUAGCAUCACACCUGGGCAACUGGGGUACUCUAGGAGGCUCUCAAUGGUCUAAGAAGUAUGCCCACAAGUGGAUGCAUUAUGCAACAAUAUUCCCUACUACUGCUACUGCCUCCUUCACUUUCAAUAUGGCCUUCCAUAAUGGACUAGGGCCACAUUCAUUACCAGUACAAUGGUAUGAGAUACCUAGCCAUCAUCAUGUUGGUAUGUGGGCACGUAGUCUUAAUGAGAGGGUAGCAAUAGAGAAGUAUGUAGUACACAGGGAUUGGGCAUAUGAUAUGCUACAUCCACAAUACCCUACUAUGGGUUACUGUAUCCCGAAUAAGAAGGGUGGAAGUUCUCUUAUGUCGUACCCCAACCCCCUACCUAGUCGGAAGAGAAUACCAGGGGAGUUCACAGACCAAGUAGAGGUUGGUAGUGGUAACUUUUGUACUGUAUAUAAAGCUAGGGAUACGAUUGAUAACAGAGUGGUGGCAUUGAAGGUACUCAAUAAGGAUGAAGUUAGACGUGCUAAGAAGGAGAAGGAUGUCCUUAUGGAGAAGCAUGCCCUAUCACGUCUACAUCACAGGAAUAUUAUUAAAUUAUUAUAUACCUUCGUGGAUGUGGAUAAUUGCUAUAUAGUUACUGAGUAUUGUGAUGGAGGGGAGCUCUGGAAUGUAGUAGCCCAUUGUGGUAUUGGUGAACAACUAUCCAAGUACUACCUCAAACAGAUGGCUGAGGCAUUACUCUAUUGUCAUCAAGCGGGUAUAGUCCAUAGGGAUGUUAAGGCUGAGAAUGCUCUACUCACUGCUGAUCGAAGAUGUAUUAAAUUAUGUGAUUUCGGGACUGCACGUGAUUUAUUGAACCCCCAGGUGGAGGGAGCGGGGAAUAUGUGUUUUAAUAAACAUAUGAAGCACUACGUGGGUACUGCUAACUUCCUCGCCCCCGAAGUGAUAUUAAACAAAGAGAACGACGAGAAAUCCGAUAUAUGGAGUUUUGGUGGAACCAUAUAUCAAGUCAGAUUUGGUAUACCACCAUACGUAGCAGGUUCGGAGUAUCUUAUCUAUCUCCGUAUUAGACAUAAAGAUCUUCAAUUCCCUGUUAAUGAUGGUGUAAUAGCAACCGAGAAUCCCGUCCCCAAACCUUUGAAGAAGUACUCCGUCACCCAUGGUUCCAUAACACCCCAUCAAAGGUGA